Messenger RNA from Cryptomeria japonica (Japanese cedar), 1535 nucleotides. RefSeq lists its product as uncharacterized. NCBI's taxonomy places the organism in Eukaryota, Viridiplantae, Streptophyta, Pinopsida, Cupressales, Cupressaceae. The transcript is spliced from 2 exons. Gene Ontology annotation, biological process: regulation of DNA-templated transcription. The coding region runs from base 207 to 1109 and encodes 300 amino acids. Gene Ontology annotation, cellular component: nucleus. The record is from RefSeq and is a predicted model, not a curated record.
UUCCACUCAUUAAUCACACGCAUUUACUCGCCGUACAAGUAAAAGUGAAUAUCAUUUUUCAAAAAAAGGCGGAAUGAGUGUGCCGUUGCCUCAUUUCCUCGUUAGUUUUAGGCGAGGGCAAUUAAAAUCGCUGCUCACUCACAGCUCAUAAAAACCCUAAUCAGCUAGCGAAAUUUUCCUUCCUUUUUUCAAAGUCCACAGAAGAAAUGGGAUCGUCAGAUUGUUCUACCAAUUCUGAAAAAUCUGCCGAAAAUGAGAAUAGAUUUCAUUGCAGACGGUCAUUGUUUAUCACAUCUUCCCAUUCUUCUUGUUCUGCUUCUUCAGAAAGCAGUGAAAAGCAACGGAGAAAUAUUCCCGCCAUGGAAAAUAAUGAUUAUGCUUGGUCACCACUGAAACCCUGUUCAAUUAAGCGACAGAGGGAGGUUGGAGGCGGGAAAGGAAAGGAAAAGGCAAAGGAAAACAAGAAUGAGAAGAAGACAAAGGAAAAUGCUACUGUAGUAAAACUUGACAAGUCUGGAAAAGGAAAGAGAGCAGCUUGGAACGCAAAGGACGAAGUUGCGCUUUCAAGGGGAAUCAGAGGGUGCUCCGAAAAGGGUAAGCCAUUGCCUAGAAAUUCUGUUAUAUUCAACAAUGUGAAGAGCAAGCUUGAUGACGAGUACAGCGACACACAGAUGUCCAACAAACUAAAGUUGUUUAGAUCUGCUACGGAGAAGACGAAGAACCCUGAUUUUGGCUUCAAGAAUGCACACGAAGAAACUGCCCAUAAUUUGUCAAAGGAAAUUUGGGGGAAAAAGGAAGAGGAGGAGACCGCCCCUGGAAAUAAAAGGGUAGCAGACAUGUGGUGCGAUGAUGAAGAAGAAAAGAAGAAGAACAAGGAGGCAGAGGAAGACCUAAACAUAGGGUCUGUGAAGGUUUCAGUUUCCUCCCUUGUUGAGGUCAUUAUAGAGGUGGUUAAAGAAAGUAUGGAUGCUCAAAAAGAGUUUUUUAAGGAGAUGCUUAAUGAGAACAGAAAUACGAUGAGUAAGCACAAAGAUGAACUGCUUGCGGCAAAUCAGAAUAUGUUAAAGCAAGUGAUCCAAGCUAAUCCGAGAUUUUCCAGCAAUAGAUAAUGUGGGGACUUCCUCCAGAAAGGAUGCUGUAGAAACAUCCAGGUAAAUAUUGAGCAAGGCCCACAACUCACAAAUCCCUGCCAUCAUGGAGAGGACUGGAUCCACAAAACUAGAGCCAUUUUUUUGGCAUGUUGAAUUUGAAUCAUUUGACUUUCUAUCGAAAUGGAAGUCCUUUACUUAAGUUAGAAUUCUGUAGCUUCAAUUACUUCGAGUACAUGUACUAAAAUGGAAACUACUUAGAACUUACAUGAAACACUCAUUCAUGUCAGUUUUGUUGCUCUCUGGAAAUACACAAAUUUGAGAUUUCAAUUUAAAUAGUGGGCUUGAAUAUUUACUCCACUCUAAGAAACUUCCUAUGGGGCUUAAAACGAUGUAACUAGACUAUUUGGUCUACACCAAGCAUCUUUAUAUGGGUCUUAUAGAAAA